Molecule: messenger RNA, 9504 nt
Organism: Cydia fagiglandana
Lineage: Eukaryota; Metazoa; Arthropoda; Insecta; Lepidoptera; Tortricidae
Exons: 16
Coding region: 516-5495 (1659 amino acids)
Cellular component (GO): cytoskeleton
Molecular function (GO): protein binding
Source: RefSeq, a predicted model, not a curated record
AUUUUGCCUGCAAAAAUCGAAUUGAGUUUUAUUACCAUGUAACAAGGACGUGUUUUGCUUGUUAACGUCAGCUGUCAAUCGGCCAUCUUUCUUACUCGCAGUCAAAACAAACUGUUCGUGUUAACGCUGCCGCUCGCCGAUAGAUGGCGUUGCCCCGGCGCUGUGGUUAAAAAGAGAAGGUGUUAUACGGCCGUAACGAAGUGCCUGAAUAGAAUAGACGAGCCCAACAAAUGGUUCCGGUUUAGUGUCGAGAAACCUCCGCGGGGGGAGGUUGUGUCGCGUUGUAAAGCGACGCGGCGUGCGUGUUCCAAAAUAAAUACCCAUCUGUCCAAAUAUUGUGCAAGUUUUUUUAACCCGGAAUAAGGAUGCGUGUGUGUGUAUGACCUAAAAGUGACAAGUUUAUUUUGUGUUUUCAAGUGCCAGUGUUUUGUUUUUGUUCAGUUCUGGAUUUAUUGGAGUUGCGAGUCUGCAGACGGAUUUGUAAAAGCUCCCACAAUGGCGCGAUGACGUGAACAAUGCUGCUGCAACAGGCCUCCCCGUCGCCUGGACCCAGCGGCACCAGCUCCCCCCACCCCUCACCCCGCCCCAGCCUCCCCCGCUCCCCCCUAAGCGAUGCAAGCCCCAGGGCCAGCCCGAAGUUCGCGAGUCCCACGUUGGGUGCCAAGUUCGGGAGCCCCACGUUGGGCGCCAGUCCUAAGUUCGGGAGUCCGAAGCUUAAGAGGACGGCGGUUGAAGAUGAAGCGGCGCUGGAGAGGAUACAGGCGGAGCUGAAGGAGGGAUGGAGCGUGCAUACUGGGAGAGAGGGGAGACUGUAUUAUUGCAACCACGUCACGCAGACGGCGAGCUGGCUGCCUCCAGUCGAGAGCUGGCCCAGCUCCAGAGAUGGCAGCAGAAGCAGCCAGGAGCCGGAAGAGGAGGAACUGCCUUAUGGGUGGGAACAAGCGUUGGAUAGUCGAGGGAAGCCUUAUUACAUCAACCAUGUGAACAAAACGACAACGUACGUGUCACCCGAGGGUUGCUCCUGCGAGUCCCCGCCCGCGCCGCGUGACGUCACACUGGAAAGGGACCCGGAGUUGGGCUUCGGGUUCGUGGCGGGCUCGGAGCGGCCCGUACUUGUCCGCUUCGUCACUGACAACUCGCCCAGCGUUGGGAAGUUGGAGCCGGGCGACCAGAUCCUGUGCGUGAACGGAGCGGACGUGUCGGCGGCGGCGCGCGAGCACGUGAUCGCUGCCGUGCGCGCGUGCGCCGAGCGCGUGACGCUGCGCGUGUGCCAGCCGGCGCGCGCCGGCAACCCCGUGCGCCGCUCCGCUCUACUGUCACACGCUAAACGCGCCAGGUUGAGAGCCCGCCCUCCAAGAGUCCGGUUUGCGGAUUCUGUGCAGCUAAAUGGAGCCCCCAUGUACCCUCCUUCAGCUUUCUCCCUCGGCGACCUCUGCCUUCCACCCAUGGCGAACGUCCUCAAAGUAUUCCUCGAGAACGGACAGACCAAGUCCUUCAAAUACGACACGACCACCACGGUUGCCGAUGUUGUGACGAGUUUGAAGGAUAAACUGUGUAUAAUUGCUGAAGAACACUUUAGUCUGGUCGUGGAACAUGUGAAGAGUGUGAGGAGAAAUAAGCUGACGCUUUUGGAUCCUAAGGAGUCUUUAGCACGGAUCGCGUCCCGGCCCGGCUCGCACAAGAUGCGUUGUCUGUUCCGCGUGGUGUUCAUGCCGACGUCGGCAGCUGAGCUUGCACAACGAGAUCUAGCAGCAUUGGAUUACUUAUACAUGCAGUGCUGCAACGACGUGGCCCAGGAGCGAUUCUCGCCAGAACUGCAGCCCGACGUUGCACUCCGACUGGCAGCGCUGCACAUGCACCAGCACGCGCUAGCCAACAACCUGUCGCCGGCCAAACUCACCGUCAAAGCUGUCGAGAGGGAAUUCGGUCUCGAACGCUUCGUACCAAAUGGUCUACUAGAAAGUAUGAAGCGGAAAGAAAUCCGACGUCUCAUCGCACACUUCCUCAAACUCAACUCGCAGAUGACGGGGAGCCAACGGCAGUUAACGCAGUUACAGGCGAAGCUCCACUACUUGGACAUCGUAGCGGGUCUUCCAAGCUACGGCGCCAAGUGCUUCGGAAGCACCCGACCAGAACGCGUACUUCUAGUCUCCCCACGCUUCGGUCUGAGCCAGAUCAUCUCUCGCGCUAACCCUGGGCCUCAAUCAAUAGCUUCUCUAGAAGAAGUGGAAGGCGUCAGGGUGAAGCGCGAAGCUGGUGGCAGCGCGGAUGUGGCCAUCUUCCUCACGAGGGAUCGAGUCGUCGCGCUGCUCAUGGAUGAGCGGGACGCGCUGGAGAUGCCGCUGGUUAUUGCUGGAUACUACCGACUGGCCACGGGCAAAGAACUAAACGUGGAAUUGGAGAGAGAACCAAUCACAGAGGACAUAGCUCCACCUUACCUCUCACAACAUCAUGUGGUACCAACGAAAUGGAGUUACCUUCAUUACGAUGAUCCAGUCGUACUCACGAAGAAACACUUCGCGAUAUUCACCAUGCCUCCUCCAUACCAUUCCACGCCCGACCAGGCUAAAGCUAGCCUAGAUACCAACAUGAAUUCCAGCCUAACCAACAAAAAUCAUAGCAACAACUCCAGUCCGUUAACAGGCUACGAUUCGAGGCCAGGAUUGUUAGGCCAUGAUGUCCAUUUCGAGAAAUGCAAGAGAAAUGAUGACUACAGACUUUUCGAUCCGAACGAUGCCUGUUAUUUGGAUGACGGGAUGGGUUUUGAUCUUCAAAGCGUUCUAUCCAUGGAACUCUUAGAGAAUGCGAGCAAUAACCCGAGACUUGUUGAAGCUAAAAACGAAGAAGUGCUUCGAAGAGUCGCCGAAAUGCAGAAAUUAGUUGAAAAUUCUGAACAGUAUUUGACUGAGAACUGUGAUGUAUAUAAUGAAGAUGCAUUUAGUAGUGGAAUGUUGAGAGAUGAACUAGUUGGUAAAGAAACGAAUGUAGACCAGUUGGAAAGCGAUACUGAAUCAAAUAAUAGUAGAAUGUCUGCGGCAGAUGAUGCGCCAGGAAUUCUUAAACAUAGCGAUUCUUUACUACUUUUAACAGAGACUAUUAACCAAGGACUUUCCGGGUUAAGUAUACCUGAAGUGCAAAAAGACGAUCUUACGAGGCGGCAAUCGCAAGGUCUCAGCGCUAUACUUAAUAACUGUGGACUCACAGACGCCUUGAUAGCUUUAAACAAUGAUCUCUCUCAUUCAGAAAGUGAUAACGAUUCUCUUUACACACCAACCAAUAGUCCUAUACGUAAGCAUCAGAAAGCUACGAAUAAAGUAGUGAGAACGAGCUUCGGUUUACAUAGUCCUGAUUCGACUCUAGACAAUAGGGAGUCAAAUCUAAAGGAGUAUUUGAAACAGCUUAGAGAGAAGAGUAGUAAAGAGGAAGAGAAAGCUAACUUUCCUUAUUAUGAAGAAACUAGCGUCGAUAACGACGCGGAGCUUAUAGACUUAACUUUGAUCCCACCCCCACAAACGCCUGAUGAACUAGACUGUGCGACGCAAGUGCCUCAAAUAUUACCAGUCGUGCCACCGUCUUUUGCAGACGAGAAGAAAAACUCCCUAGAAAAUUUAAACGGAGCCCCCAAAAAGGGUGAUAUAGAAGAAUUCAUAGCUAACGUAACUGUGCACCCACCUACUGUAAGAGUCACUCCUGCAAUUGAGCUUACACCUGAGGAAAUCAUGUCUUAUAUUAUUCCUCCACCGCCGGGAUCAAAUUCCUCAACUUUAGAUAGAGAACAAGUCAGCUACGUCAACCAUAGUCAGAUAAUGGAAGCGAAGCAACAGAAUCAUAAAGAUGUGAAAGCUAAUGGCGAAGUAGUUAAAGGCACGCUCAGUGUCAGUGAAAUAAGAAACAUGUUUACCGCGAAAACUUUAAGCGAUGCUAGGAAUAGCCUAUUAUUGAAAGAGAAAAGCAAAACUCAAGCUCAAACUAAAUCAGAUUCGCCGAAGAGUAAAAGGAAAAGUGUUACAGAAAAAACGGCGAACGGCACAGCGCAUGUGAUUGAAUAUCCUACUGUUGAAAGGAAAGGUAUGUUUUCAUGUUGUAGCAAAGAUAAGAACAAAAGCGAUGAUAGCGAUGAAUCAGAUAAAGUAGGUCAAGUAGAGAAGUCGGAUUCUAUGCCAGACGUUUGUGAAAUCAGGCCGCCUCCUAGAAGAAAAAAUGUCGAUAACAUUCAACCACCUGAGAGACCUCCUAAAAAUCCUCCCCCAACGGCGCCGAGACCACGAUCGAAUUCGUUUACAUGUCCAAAUAAUGAGUUAACGGCUGUAGAAAUCCCAAACAAUCACUUCAGUACCUUAAACAACAGGAGACUAAACUAUAAAGUCGUCUGUGAAAUUAAUGAUCAAAUGCAACCACCGCUCCCACCUAGAUUAGAACCUAAAGUCCUCUCCCCUCCGCCUCCACUACUUCUUCCUCCUAAAAAGCCUCCUCUACCGCCCGUGCCGAGCAUCGAAGUUCUCCGAAUGAAGACAUCACAAAAACAAUCCCCUAUCAGAGAACAACGGCUAGCCAGUAUCGGUUCGCCGCACUUCCAAAGAAACUUAAACUCAUACAGAAACUUAGAAAAUGAAAGCCGACUAGAAGACGAGCAAAGCUUACGAUCCACACCAAAUUAUAGUUCGAUGACGCUUCAAAGUCGACACGUUCGAUCGAGCUCCGAAACUAAAAACACCAUCUUAAAAAACAACGAAAUGUCAACAGUUCUAUCACUCUGUUCGCCUCAAAUGAAUCGUCGAUUCAGCAACCGGCCCGAUCUUCUAAACGGAGCGGCGGGGAACGAUUCGAAAACGUUCAGCCCUCCGACGGACAGGAAGUUCCGAGCGAGUCCAACUCCAAAAGUCCAGAACCACGUGCGGUUUAAAGACGAUGUCGUGGAUGAUAUUCCCACUCCUCCAUCACCUCCUUUAGUAUUUCCUGAGGCGAAUGGAGUGGUCGGUGCGGAGGCGCUGCUGUUAGCGGCCGAGGCGGCGGCGGCGGGGUUGUUGUCGAGGCUGCACGCCGCCGCGCAGAGGGCGCAGCAUCAACACGCACACGGAGGAGGAGAGGAUAUCGAUGAGCUGAAGUUUCAGCGAGCACGAAGUGAACUGACUUCCUGCGCUGUGACACUGGUGGGGACGUCGAGAACAUUGGUCGGUGCCCUCGGCGGCUCUGGGCCCGUCGCUCCGGCGCUAGCGGACUGCCUCACGCCUUUGCGGAGGUUAGCGGACCUUGCACAGGCUCUCGGCAGACACACGUCAUCCCCCCUCCAGACCCGCAACCUGAUCCUGCGCGUCCACGAUGUGACGGCCGCCUUCAAAGACCUCGCCGGGGCCGAGAUGGCGCACAUAAUACGCGACCACAACGCCAAGACCGAACACAGCUCCACUUUGGAGGGACAGCUCGCGCUCCGAGCGGAGUGUUUGGCGAACGUGCUGGCGACACUGCUUAGGAGUUUGAGGGUUUUUUCGCCGUGAUAAAAUGAAAAAUAAGGAACGUAUUCAUUGUCUUUAUUAUCACGCGAUGCUAGUAUAAUUGAAACGUAAUUGGGGCAUUUUAUUUAAGGUCUUAAGGGGCCCACUGAUUAACAGUCCGCCGGACGGUAUCGGCCUGUCAGUUGUUCGGAACAAUCAAUUAAUCAGUGGGCCCCUUUACACUGUUUUCUUCAUAUUUGGGAAUUUUUAUGUUACAUCUUCUAAGCAUCACGAGCGCUUUUGAUCCUAUAAGGAGAAAAACAGUGUCCCAUAAUUGCCAUACAUUUUUCGAACGUUCCUCCAUUCUGUUACCUUUAUACAAAGUCUAUGAAAAAUGGCACCGCAAAAUAAAAUUAUUGCGACACAUUGUUUUUCCUAUUAGCAUCAAAAGAGCUCUUGAUUCUGAAUAGAAAUGACAUGAAAAUAUCCAAAUUAAGUAAAAUUGCAGUGUACUUUAAAUAAAAUGUAUUGAUGCGUACGUAUCGCACUAAAAUCGAAACAAAAUAAUCCGCUAUAUCGCUACGGUAUCACGACAUAGUAAUAAAAUAAGGGUCAAAGUGUCCAUGUAUCACAAAGUUUAUACCUUAUUGUUUUGAAAAUUACGUAGGAACAAAUAAAAUAGGACACGGAAUAAAUGGUUAUACUCGUACUUGUUUCUGUGUGAUUUUAUUUUGGAGAACAAUUUGGUGAAACUAAAACGACCAUUAAUUAUAUAGAUGAUCUAUCUGAAAGCGGCAACCAUAAAUUUAAUUUGUUAUUCAAGUUCCAAUAUGUAAAAUAUUUUCCAUUCGUUAGUUAAGAUUUCUGUUAAAAUUAACCGUUACUAAAAGAGACCAAAUAAAAUUAGGUACGUUGGUAUAAUUGUAGUUAGCGACACCUUGUGUUAAUUUAAGUUGUAUUUUUGUAAAUUUUAACAUGUGUUAAUGUUUAUAUUUGUUGAUAAUAUAAUUUUUGCAUAGUUUUUUAUCUUAAGUAACAUAUUAGGGUGUAAUUUACCUACUUAAUAUAAUUGAGGUGCAGAGCCAAGCAUUAAUAUAACGCGUAUAAUACACAAAUAAUGGUUUAACCAAUAUUAUGAAUAAAAAAAAACUGUAUCAUAGAUAAUCAAAACGUCUUGCACCUCUAUACACCCUCUUCUAUCGCUGUAUUAUUCCGUAGGCAGUGUUACCAUAGUAAAUAAUAAGUUUACUUAUACAUAUCUAUUUACAUAAAGUGUUGUAUAUUUCUAUAGGUAAGGAAGUGUGAUCGGAUUUUAGGGUGCAAAACUAUUGUGUAAUCAUAUUCAUAUCUCUUGAAUGUCUAAACUAAUCAUACCUUGUAUCGUUUUUAAAACAAUAUUGAAUAGAAUUUUGCAUGCAUUUCUGUAUUUAUCUACUCGAAAUUGGCAUAAAAUUUCAGGGUUCUAAUAAAAAAAAACGAUUUCUAAAAGCUCUUAGCGUAGACAAAUUCAAUGUUUUUUUAAUGCGUGCUUCCCGCGCUUUUGCAAAUUACGGUGUUGCCAUAUGAGUCAGUUUCGUUAAAGUGAAUGUUGCCAGCGUUUUGAGAUCGCGAUGUGCUGAUAUUUAAAUAUUGGUGCUAUUUUUAAAUGUACGUUUUGUGUAUCAGGAUUGGUUGAACUUUGCUUUAAAUGGUGGACUGAGAGGUGAGAGCACCAGUGAUUUGAAUUUCUACUGAUUUAAGGCCGAACCACACCAGGUGCAUGCGUCACUCUAGCCAAAGAUCCAUUGAUUGUGUAAGAUGUGGAAAAUCUAGGACAAACUCGAGUUUCGAAUUUAAUGUGAGAUGUUGUUGGCGCUGUACGGCUCCGUACAUUAUGCGGUGCUUUUGAUAGUCAAAAGUUGACGUUUAACAAUUCAAUGACCACGAAACAUAUGGCGUAAUACAGCGCCAUCUAUUUCAACUGUCAAACUAGGCCUAGUUAUGCUAUUUGCAUUUCUAUUUGCGUUAUUUGACACAUUAUGAUUGACGUUUAUGUAACUAACCCAAAUCGAUUGUCACAGCAAGCGAUUACGACUGGAUGACACCUAGACUGAGGUAUCGAAUUGUGACGUAUAAUGAAUUUUUAUUUGAGAUUUAUAUCAAAAAGAUAUAAUUAUAUGGUUUUCCCGCAAGGUAAAUGCAUUUAAUACACCGACCGAGUAGGUCGCACCUAUCGUCAAAAUUGAAACUAACUGGGGAUAUAUUUUAGAGUUCAUUUAUGUCAUUUCUGUGUCAAAUUUGUUGUCUGUUAGGUGACGAUAAAUAUAUCCAUAUUUACAGUUCAAUUAUCCACCUUUUACUUAUUUUUAAUAAAAGAAAAAUUAAAAAUUCAUAUCGAUUUACUUAGACGACUAUCGAUUCAUAACGGUCCGUCCAACCAUAAAUUUUAAAAAAAAAGACGUAGAACGUACACGUUCUCAGUGCAAUUGUCUUCCUUUAUGAUUACGAUGAGCAUUUUACGUUGUAUUGCUGUUGUUAGUGACAUGUGUCAAAUAACGCAAAUAGGAAUGCAAAUAGUAUAGGGUGCACGUUUGUUUCUUAGACUUUAGCUCUCUAUUACUUUAUAACUCUUUGCCCCAGUUCAGUGCAGGUGUGAUCUUUGGAUUUAAUAUAUGUGCUGUGACAUCGCAUGCGUAGCCGCAUUUGGUGUGUAUAGGCCUUUAAGCUGCGCAAUGAUGCAACUUAAGCAAUAUUUACACUGUAAGCCUGUUAAAGUACAAUUUCACAUACCAAUUUUCGCGGUAACCAAAGACGAUAUUGUAUAUCCAGUUUUAUUUUCAUAUAUUUUAUAAAAUCGUAAUAAUGUUUUUGUCUCAUUUUCUGUGGCUUGACAUUUAUUUUCCUAUUAUAGAUGAAAGAUGAACGACUAGAUAAAAGAAUAAAACAAGACAUUUUUCUGUUAAAAUAAAAUCAAAGCAACUUGAACACAGACUUAUAGAUUAAAAUGUUAAAACGAAACUACACAACGUCAUGUAAAAAUAUUUGCCACGAUAUCAAUAUUUAGGGAGGAAAAAAAAGGGACUACUUUUGUAUAGAUUCAAAGUAAUUUUGUGGUAAGUAUGUCCGGUUACAUUUUGUAUCGAACGAACUUUUCAAACCAUUGAUAAUUAUAUUUUAAUUUCAAUUGAGAAAUAUAAAAUAAAUUAUUUAAUUAAAGGUUAGAAAAUAUCAACAAUAUCAGCACAAUUAUAUAAUUGUUAGGUUUUUGUUGAUAAUGUAGGUAAAAAAUAAAGACAGAGCUUAAAAACUAUUCAAAUGUUACUAAAUAAUAUUCAUAAAAAAUAAAUUCUUAGAAUAAGCUUGCGCUACAUAGCUUUUGCAAUGACAAAUGUCAUUAUUGAUGUAAAAUUUCUAUGAAUAUAUAUCGAUUAUAAUAAAAUAAUUUAUUUAUUCAUCAUAAAUUUAAAAUUAUAAAAAAAAACAGAAUAAGCAACAACAAAAAUAUCGAUUAUGAUGACACUCCUUCACUUUGUUCUGUUCAUGAAGGCGCAAAGUUAUCUUAGACGGACUCUAACCCUUUUAACGCCCAUAUUGCUAAUAAUUAUUAUACCUAAGCGUUAUAGCGUACGCUGUUAAAAUAACCUUCAUGCAAGUUGAAGCUCUCUGGAUAAUUCUCACGUAAUUACCCUAAUAGCCUAAUUAGGCUCCUUGUCAAGUGGUUUGACUUCUUAUCCUUUCUAAGAACCAACUAACGUAUGAUGGUAGGGGUUUUCGACAUGAUAUUAAAGCAAACAACACUUUUAAACACUUUACUGAAAGACGCAGACGCUGCUAUUAUCCCGCCGUUAUUUCAAGCUCAACCAUCAUAUCCUUGUGUGUUCAAGUUGCAAUCAAUCUAAUUAGACUGUACGUGUAUGCACGCAUGCAUUCGCAUGCAUAGAGCAUACUUGCAUGCGUGAGAGAGAAGCUAUAUAUACAGAAUGGAAGAUAGACAAGGUAACAUUGUAUCACAAUAAUAAUUAUGAAACCAAUUUAUUUAUUGUUUAUAAUAACAUAAUGCAAUGCAUUUGAUGUAAUAAAUGAUAAAUUCAGA